This is a messenger RNA of Cercopithifilaria johnstoni, 585 nucleotides long. Lineage: Eukaryota; Metazoa; Nematoda; Chromadorea; Rhabditida; Onchocercidae. The record is from the annotation of a GenBank genome assembly.
AUGUUCUUCAUCAGUGAUGCGAUUAGAGUGAUAAGUUCGAUAUCCGGCGGAGAAGCUAGCGAUGGGAAGAACAACUAUUCGUCAUGGUUGAUGAAUCCGAUGAUUCUUCACUUCAGUAAGCAUGAAUUCAUCUUGGUCAAUUUCUGGAAGACUGGAACAGUCAUUGGUCUGUCCGCAUCUGUCCUUAUUGUUUUCUUGUUAAGCGUUUUAUAUGAAGGAGUUAAAGCUCUUCGAUUAUACUUCGCUCGAAAUCGUGCUGUUGAACGACGAAAUCAACGCAUUCAGUCAAACAUUGUCGUUCGGGAAUCAUCGGAACAUGUUGAUAGCGUGAGCACCGAAAUGAUCUCAUAUUCACCUAUAUUCGGCUUUAGUGGACUUCGAGUACUGAAACGGAUGUUCACGUUUUAUCGAAUAGUUCAAUCAUCAUUAUACUUUACGCAGGUACUUUUGGCUUAUACCUUAAUGCUUAUCGCAAUGACUUUUAAUGUUUGGAUAGUACUUGGAAUUGUAGUCGGCGAAGCGACUGGUUAUUUCCUUUUUUCUGAAGAACCGACUUCUGAUGAAAAUAUUGGGACAAGUUUUUGA